GUUUUUGCCACUGAGUCCCAAGCACGACAAUGGCGAGGUUACUCUACCUUGUUGUGUUUCUCAUCACACUUAAUAUUGCGACGGGUGAAAUAAAGAAUGUCGGAUGGUGGAAAAAUGCCGUUUUCUAUCAAAUUUACCCGAGGAGUUUCCAAGAUGAUAAUAAUGAUGGUAUUGGUGACUUGAAAGGAAUAACGAGAAGAUUAGAUCACUUCAAAGAUGCCGGAAUCGAUGCCGUGUGGCUGUCACCGAUUUACGCCAGUCCUAUGGUAGAUUUUGGUUAUGACAUCUCCGAUUUUCGAAAAAUUCAUCCAGACUAUGGAACUGAUGACGAUUUCGAUAAGCUGAUGGCAAGAGCUAAGGAGUUGGGAAUAAAGGUUAUUAUGGAUUUAGUACCCAACCACACAUCUGAUGAGCAUGAGUGGUUCCAAAAGAGUCUUAACAAUAAUGAAACCCACAAAGAUUACUACAUCUGGAUAGACAAACCGGCUAAUAACCAACCUAUAAACAAUUGGAUCAGCGUUUUCGGAGGAUCACCCUGGAAGUGUGACUCUAUUCGUCCGCAAUGCUACUUCCAUCAAUUUCAUUACAAGCAGCCGGAUUUGAAUUUCCGAAACCCUGUUGUUCAGCAAGAAAUGGAAGACGUAAUUAAAUUCUGGUUGGAAAAAGGAAUAGACGGUUUCCGUGUUGACGCAGUUCCCCACUUAUACGAAGUCGAAAAUCUUCUAGAUGAGCCCAGGACUAAUGCCUCUGGUGUCACCGAUAGUGAAUAUGCUUAUUUAGAUCACGUGCACACGAAGGAUCAGCCGGAAACCUACGAUCUAGUUAAAUCUUGGAGAAAAGUCCUAGAUGACUAUGCAAAUUCAACCAAUACCGAUGAAAAGGUGAUGAUGACAGAGGCAUACACAACUCUCGGGAAUACCACCAGGUUUUAUGACAGUGGUUCCCACGUUCCAUUCAACUUCUUCUUCAUAACUGAUGCGAAUCGAAAUUCUACUCCGGAUCAGUUCAAGUCGAUUAUUGAUGCAUGGCUAGGUGAAACGAUACCUAGAGAAGGAGCAGUUCCCAAUUGGGUUAUGGGCAAUCAUGAUCGAGCAAGAACGGAAAGCAGGUAUCCAGGCCGAGGUGAUCAGAUGACGAUGCUUGCCAUGAUCUUACCAGGAGUUACAGUCACAUACUAUGGUGAAGAACUUGGAAUGAUUGACAAAUCUGACAUCAGCUUUAGUGACACCCAAGAUCCUCAAGGUUGCAUUGCCGGACCAGAAAAGUACAAAGACAAGUCACGUGAUCCCAACAGGACUCCAAUGCAGUGGGACAACAGCUCGAAUGCUGGGUUCAACCAAGGUUUUAAACCAUGGAUUCCUGUGCACGAAAAUUAUAAAAAUCUGAACUUGGCUGCUCAAAAAGCUGCGAAGGCUUCUCAUUAUAAAAUUUAUCAGAAACUGAUCCGUUUGAAGAAAACAAAGGCGGCUCUUAUAUCAGGAAAAACUCAAGCUUUGGUCUCAACUGACAAGAAAUCGCUUUCGAUUAUAAGAUCUACGAAUACAGAGGUAGUUAUCCUGAUAAUAAACUUCUCCGAUACUGAGACUAUCACUGUUAAUGUCCUGAAGCAAGUACCCACACUUGCCGCUGCAGGAUUGGUUGAAGUUGCAACUCUUGAUUCACCAGUCAAAGAGGGGUCAACUGUGAACCUGAAGAAGUUGCCAAUAGCGGCCAAACAAUCUCUAGUCCUGUCGGCCAAGAUUAAAAAAUAAAAUGUGAUGGAAAUUGGCCAUGAUGACAGCGAACGUGAUCGUAUUGGAAUAAUCGCACUAUCGUCAGUCCCGCCUGCAGCAUUUGAUUCCGUUAUGAAAUAACCUCGCUGUUAGUUAUAACAAGAAAGUGUAGUUCAUAUUAUAUAAAAAUUUCAAUGUUAAAUACAACCUUGAUGAUGGAUGUUUACUAACAAUAAAUUAACUGCAAUCACGUUUCCAUAA
This is a messenger RNA of Diachasma alloeum, 1973 nucleotides long. Its product is annotated as maltase 1. The record is from RefSeq and is a predicted model, not a curated record. Lineage: Eukaryota; Metazoa; Arthropoda; Insecta; Hymenoptera; Braconidae. Gene Ontology annotation, biological process: carbohydrate metabolic process. Bases 30 to 1751 code for a protein of 573 amino acids. The transcript has 8 exons.